CGGGGUGGGGGCGUGUCCGCUGCUCGGUCUCUCAGCGCAGUGUUGCUCCAGGGUCGGAUUUCCUCCAGCGGGUUUUUCUCCUCCUGAAGCCGCCCUGCAGCUCUCUCUCUCCCGGCAGCAUGCCCGCCGAGCUCCCGCUGCACCGCUAGCUGAGUCCCGCGGUCAGGGCGCGCUGUGUUCAGAGGUAGGAGGGAUCUGAGUAGCGGUUAGAGUCUCCAGCAGCAGCAGCAGCAGCAGCACGCGGCUUCCUGAGCUCAGGACCUGCCAUGGACCUCCACAUUCUGGCCCACAGACUCAGAGUCACCAGUAUCAGCAAGAGCGGACUGCAGAACUACACCCACCCCCUCAUAAAGCUCAUCUUCCUCAGGAACAGGACGAGAUGCAAAUUCUUCAGUCUGACAGAGACUCCAGAAAAUUACACAGUGGUGCUCGAUGAAGAAGGAUUUAAAGAACUGCACCCAUCUGAGCACCUGCAGGUUGAAUGCUCUACCUGGUUGCCUCUUAACGUCGUAUCCAACGGCAACGCGUCCAGCAGCUCCCAGGCCGUGGGCGUCACCAAAAUUGCCAAGUCCGUCAUCGCCCCGCUGGCCGAGCAGCAUGUGUCCGUCUUCAUGCUGUCCACCUAUCAGACGGACUUUAUCCUGGUGCGGGAGAAAGACCUGUCGGUGGUGAUCCACACACUGGCUGAAGAGUUCAGUAUUUUCCGGGAGGAGGACGGGGAGUCGGUACCAGUUCACAGUCAGGAUGCGUGUAACGGCCUGGAGAGGAACGGAAAAGAGGCUCAUCAUUCCACGGUUCACCCGGUGAUGAUCCCUCAGAAUCAGUUCUGUGUGAUGAGUUUAGAUCCAGAUACCCUGCCCGGCAUCGCCACCACGCUUAUAGACGUCCUGUUCUACUCUAACAGUUGUAAGGAUGAUGCACCUGCUUCUGAUGACCUGGAGUGUAUCAAGUUCUUCUCCUUCUCUCUGAUCGAUGGUUACGUCUCGCUGGUGAUGGAUACAGAAGCACAGAGACAAUUUCCUGCAGAUUUGCUCUUCACUAGCUCCUCAGGUGAACUCUGGAGGAUGGUUAGAAUCGGGGGUCAGCCGCUGGGCUUCGAUGAAUGUGGGAUAGUAGCGCAGAUCUCUCAGCCGCUGGCGGACAGUGAUAUCUCAGCCUAUUACAUCAGUACAUUCAGCUUUGAUCAUGCCCUGGUCCCAGAAGAAGACAUAGUGAGCGUUACAGACAUGCUUCAAGAUCAGAGGAAAGAUGCUGGAUGCUGAUUGGCUCGCAACGAUGCGAGGGUAUGGACGAGUGGGCGUGGCCCAUAGGGCGUGGUAUGUCCAGAAGACUAAAAACACUAAACCAGAAGAGUAUUAACCACUGACCAUUUUGCCGCAACUGCCGAAAGUGCUUCCGUUACCAUGUGUCUACGCUAUAGAGCUGAACCUCGAGAGGCGGAGCUAAUAAUGAUUGCAUCCAAUCAGACAGCUGCACGAUAGUAGGGCUGCACGAUAUGUGAAAAUAUGUGUAAAAAUAAUUUUUUUUGGAGUUUUACAAAAUUGCUUAGUUUUUUUUUGUCAUUAAAUUUAUAUAUAUUUCCCAAUAUAUGAUUUUAAUAUAGGAUUUUCACCAGGUAUCAAUGAUCCAACACUCUGUUUAUGACAUUUUUGAGGAAAACUUAUGAUUUUGGCCAAAUAUAAUAUGCCUAAUCUGGUAGAGAUAUCAUUAAAAUAUAGUGGCAAUACUGUGAUUUCUUUUUUUUAUAUAUAAAAAAAUACUGGAUUUUUACCAGGCAUCAGUGAUUCAACUCUCUGUUUAUGACAUUUUUGAGGAAAACUUAUGAUUUUGGCCAAAUAUACUAUGCCUAAUCUGGUAGAGAUGUCAUUAAAAAAAAUAAAGUGUGAAUACUGUGAUUUUUC
Astyanax mexicanus (Mexican tetra) is the source of this 1901-nucleotide messenger RNA. It is a transcript of the gene castor1, whose product is annotated as cytosolic arginine sensor for mTORC1 subunit 1. Gene Ontology annotation, cellular component: cytosol. The transcript has 9 exons. Bases 267 to 1262 code for a protein of 331 amino acids. Gene Ontology annotation, biological process: cellular response to L-arginine; negative regulation of TORC1 signaling. Lineage: Eukaryota; Metazoa; Chordata; Actinopteri; Characiformes; Acestrorhamphidae. The record is from RefSeq and is a predicted model, not a curated record. Gene Ontology annotation, molecular function: arginine binding.